Molecule: messenger RNA, 1138 nt
Organism: Cercospora beticola
Lineage: Eukaryota; Fungi; Ascomycota; Dothideomycetes; Mycosphaerellales; Mycosphaerellaceae
Product: glycoside hydrolase family 43 protein
Source: RefSeq, a predicted model, not a curated record
CUUCAUUGACUUCAGACAUGCGUUCAACCUCAUUUUUCGCCGCAGCCGGCGUGCUCGGUGCCGUUUCGGCAACACCUAUUGCACAACAACAAUACGGCGAACCGGCACAAGAGGAAUAUGUGGGCUACUUUGGCACAUUCUUCCCUCUGCAGGACGAGGCCAUCUAUGGCUGGCUCUCGAAUGGCAACGACGCACAUUCAUGGCAACAGUUGAAUGGCCCUGCUGGAAAUGGCUCGAUACUGCGCUCCAACGUUGGAACGACUGGCGUGCGAGACUCACAUCUCAUUCCGAGCCAGGAUGGCAGCAAGUGGUGGCUGAUUGCUACCGACUUGAAAGUUAAUGACUUCAAAGAGGACUUCAAUGAGGCUACAAGGUUCGGUAGCCGAUCAAUUGUGGUCUGGGAGAGCGAGGAUCUUGCUACGUGGAGUGAGGCGCGGUUGACCGAGCCUAUCGUGGAUGUCAGCGCUGGCAAUGUGUGGGCUCCGGAAGCAGAUUGGGAUCCGCUUGUAGGAGCGUAUGUCAUGGUGUACGCUUCCCGAUUCUGGGAUCCUGCCGAUGUGAACAGGACUGGACCUCAGCCUCCAAACAGACUCAUGUACUCAACCACCCAAGAUUUCGUGACAUUCUCCGAGGCCAAAGAGUAUUUCUUCCCAGGAUACCCCGUCAUCGAUGCCACCUUCUGGCAUGCCACGGAAGAAGGACCAGACGUCUGGUACCGAUGGAUCAAGAGUGAAGUAGAUUACCGCAUCUACCAAGAGCGCUCUGAGAAUGGUAUUCUCGGCACUUUCACUCGCGUGGGAGGUGCAUCCGAAGAUGAACGCAUUCGUUUCGCAGAUCAAUACGAAAAUAAUGAAGGUCCUCUCAUUUUCCGCGAUAAUGUCGACCCUGGACUCUACCAUCUAUGGAUCGAUCAGAACACUUUCCAGUCAUAUGUGCCAGCGACCGCGAGGACGUUGAACGAUAUGGCUGCGUGGCAGGUAGAGUCGCUGAACGGCUUUCCGAAUACGAUCAAGCAUGGCCAAGUGACUCCGAUCACCCAGAAGCAGUACGAUACGAUUGUUGCAAAGUACUCUUUCGUUUAGGACGCCAGGCAAAGACGAGGGACAUUGUAGAUCGCUUCUUUCAAAAUACAGACGGC